AUGUGUGAUACACCAUUGGUAGAUACGGUGCCAUCAUUUUAUCGUGAAGUUUACCAGCAAACUUGUCAGCGCGGAUCUGGCAAAGUAGAUAAGGAUGUCUUCGUUAAAGUACUCAUGAAAUCAAGCUUACCCAAGCAAACGCUAUCCGCCAUUUAUGAAUGUUUGGGCGUAAGGAAAGACGAUGAUAUUAGUCGUGAAAAAUUGUAUAAGGCAUUAGCCUUGGCUGCUUUGGCGCAACAAGGGAAGACGUAUAAUUUAGAAGCUCUAGACGCCAUCGAUUCAGCUGAUUAUCCCACACCUUCCCUUGGUGAUUUAUCAGACUUGAAGCUUUUAAAUCUACGUUUGCAAAGGGAAAAGACUCCUACCUUAUUAAACUACACAUACAGAGAAUUAGAAGAUUUGAAUAGUGUUAAUGUAGAAAUAGUUCCUGAAAAGAAAGGAUUGUUUCUGAAGCAUGUGGAAUACACAGUAUACAAUGAGAGAACAAAAUCGACGGUUUGCCGACGUUACAGCGAUUUCUGUGCGCUACAUGAAGUUUUGCUACAGAGGUUCCCUUAUCGAGCAAUUCCACGCCUGCCACCUAAGAAAUUAGCUGGUAGAUUUCUGGAAGCACGUUGUCGCGCAUUACGUCGAUAUUUAUCAUUGAUUUGUCGACACCCUGUGGUACAUGACUCAGAAAUUGUAGUCUACUUUUUAACGGCUGGCGUUUCUGAUUUUCAAAAUAAAAUGAAGGAUAAAUUUCGAAAUUUACCGGAUGAAUUUGUUACAAGCCCUCUUGCCGGCAAAGCAAAGGAUCUCGUUCCAAUAGAUACGCAAGUUAGUUUCAAUGAAAGUAAGGAACUACUUCGUAAUGUCCUUGGUAGUGUAUCAAAGUUAAGAGAAAUAAUAGAAAACAUCAUAACAAGAUCAGGAGUGGAUGCUCGAGAUUGGCAGCAAUUCGGUAGCGAAUUGAGCAAUUUAGCUAACGAGUCUCACGCUAGCUCUGCUUGGGCUUGUGGUAAUAGCCACACUUGGAAUCAAUUAAAAGGCGUCUUCAAAUCUUUAACAGGCUACUUUAACGAAGUAGCGGAUAUAGGAAUAAAUCAAAUUCAAGGGGCUGAAGACGGAUCAUUCGAAAUCUUUAACCAAUUUAUGGACAUUUUAACUUCAUAUAAAGAUCUAUGUGAUCGCCAUGAGAAAGGUGUAAUAAAAGAUCAUCAAUCUGCUUUACAGAAGAUGUCUUCAAUGAAAAAAAGGCAAAUUUCAGCUCAAGCUAAGGGACACGAAGCUGGAAAUACCGUAGAUCAAUUAGAAUCGCGUAUUAUCGAGCAAGAAAGUGAAAUUUCAAAUAUGGAAUUUCGAAAUUACUAUUCACUUCACUGUGUCCAUAUGGAAACUCAGCUUGUCCAUGCCAAUAUGGAGCUAUUUGCACUAUCAUUUCAGGAACUUAUCAGUCAACAAAUUAAGAAUCAUAAAGAGGUAUUAACAAUGUUGAUUUAG
Trichoplax adhaerens is the source of this 1479-nucleotide messenger RNA. RefSeq lists its product as uncharacterized. The record is from RefSeq and is a predicted model, not a curated record. Gene Ontology annotation, molecular function: phosphatidylinositol binding; protein binding. Lineage: Eukaryota; Metazoa; Placozoa; Uniplacotomia; Trichoplacea; Trichoplacidae. Gene Ontology annotation, biological process: retrograde transport, endosome to Golgi. The transcript is spliced from 13 exons. The coding region runs from base 1 to 1479 and encodes 492 amino acids.